AUGGCCAUGUUCAACAACCUGCUCAACAUGGCCCAGCUGUUCAACAUGAAGCCCGGGCAGUUGCUGCCUUCCACCUCCUCGUCGAGCGACGAUGACGCCGCUGCGCCAACCACCGUCGCCGGCCUGCGGCGGAUGAUCGAGGCGAUCGGCGUUGAGGAGUUCCCCGACUCCCUCCAAACGCUCCUCACUCGCCUCGACGACCUCCCCGACACCUGCGUCGCCGAGUUGGCCAAGUCGGAGUGCGAGAGUUGCGCCCAAACACUUCCCAGCCUCCUCGCCCUCAAGCAACACCAAGAAGAUGCUCACGACGGCCAGCUGAGCCCCGCCCACCUCGAAGCGUUCACCCAACGGCUGGCAAAGACCAUUGAGGAAUCGGCUGUCGAGGUGUCGAAUCCAGGGUCGAAUGAGAGCAGAAGCUCUUCGAGGGAUGAUACGAUGGAACCGCCGGAGAAGAAAUCCCGGAACGAAAACGACGCCUCUGCCGGCGACGCCACCGCCCAGAUGAUGCUCAACAUGAUGCAGGCCGGCUUCCCCUUCCUGCAGCCGAACCCCUUCCUGCCGAUGGACGGCUUCUUCAACCCGCUACUGGCGCAGCAGCUGAAAGUCCUCCGCCAAUAUUUCGACAUCAACAACAGCCCCACCGAGGCCCAGAUCCGGGAGAUGAGCCUGAAGACGCAGCUACCCGAGAAGGUCAUCAAGCACUGGUUCCGGAAUACGCUGUUCAAGGAACGCCAACGAGACAAGGACUCCCCGUACAACUUCUCCAUCCCGCCCCAAAUGGGCAUCGACUUGGACAUGUACGAGAAGACGGGCGAAACCCGCGUGCAUCCCCUCACCCCCGAACAAAUCAACGGCUCCGGCAGCGGCCCCGCCCAAAUUUCCGCUUUCCCGACGGUACCCCACGUCGAGAAGGAGGUCAAGCAGGAGAAGCUGGAGGAGAAGAAGCCGGCCCAGCAACAACCCAUGAAUUUACAGGCCGCGCUGGGAGCUGGGGCGCCAAAUUUGGCGGCUAUUUUGGGCAGCUUGCAGCUGCGGACACUUCAACAGUUCUUCGACAAGCAGGCCUACCCCAAGGACGACGACCUGGAGCUGUUGUCCAAGAAGUUGCAGCUCUCCCCGCGGGUCAUUGUCGUGUGGUUCCAGAAUGCGAGGCAAAAGGCCCGAAAGAUCUACGAGAAUCAGCCGAACCUCGAGAAUAGCGACCGCUUCGUGAGGACGCCCGGCUGCAACUUCCAAUGCAAACGGUGCAACCUCGUCUUCCAGCGAUACUACGAACUGAUCCAACAUCAGCAGAAGAAGUGCUACAAGGACGAUUGUCAGGCCCAACUCCAAGACAACAAAGGCGUCGAGGGACUGCUCACCGACGCCGAGAAGGAGCAACUCGCCGGAAAUCCGGAGGCCCCGCCCCUCUCCAAAUCUCCGGCCCUCGCCGACCCGGCCGAGCUGCUCAAGCUCCUCCAGGGCUCCGGCUCCACAGAAGCCCUCCUGAAGAUGUGCGAGGCAGCCAAGACCCCGUCCACGACAACAUCGUCAAGUGACGACCAGGGAGAUGACAUCUUCUCCGCCCUGGCCCACAACGCCAUGCAAUCCACCUCAUCCCAAGGAGAAUCCCGAAGCCCCGCCAAUAACAAGCGAUACCGUACCCAUCUGACACCACUUCAAGUCCAUGUUAUGAAGUGUAUCUUCUCGGAAUAUAAGACGCCUUCAAUGUCCGAGUGCGACACGUUGGGACGGGAUAUUGGCCUCCACAAGCGCGUCGUGCAAGUGUGGUUCCAAAAUGCUCGUGCGAAAGAGCGAAAAACCCGUGUGGCCAACGGCCAGGACGACGACAUCUCCAGGCCGUUCCCCACCCAGUGCAGCUACUGCAACGUCGAGUUCUCGUCCCGUGUCUCCCUCCAAGACCACGUGUUCUCCCAGCCCCAUCUGACCGUGUUGAAGUCGUUGCACCAGGGCGAUGAGACGGAGACGGCGACGAGGAGUGUCGAGGAGAAUGGAGGACGACAAAGAGCACCUAUUGUCCGGGAUUCGUCUCCAAAGAAGGGAGCAGCACCGCUGAAUGCGCACGAAUUCCCGUUUAACCUGCUGAACUUUGGACUGCCGCAAGGCUCCCUCCCGAUGGUGUACGACCCGAGCGUGAUGGGCACGCCGAUUCCGCUGUUGCAGAUCCCGGAAACGGUCAUGACCCAGAUCACCACCGACUUGAGCGAGGGCCGGAUGACGACAAAGUUCACGCAAGAUGGGCUCGCGUUUGAGGAGCUGAUCUCGAGCCUUGACGAGGAUGAUGCAAAGUGUGCGGCGCAGAAGAAUAUGGAGGUCGGCUGGGCGUGCUCCCGAUGCACGAAUGUCUUCCAACAAGAAGCUCUCCUCAAAUCCCAUCAGAGGACAAUCUGCUCGCAAGCGGAGGGCCAGCUCGUGCUCGUCCAGACCCACUACGAGUGCAUCCCCUGCGGCCAGCACUUUGGCACGCAGGUCGACUUCAAGAACCACCUCCAAACUGAUGAGCAUCGCGUCGCGAAAGUUGCUGCUCUCUUCCCAACUUCUACCGUAACCACCUCCGCCUCGACGGCCAGCCCGCUGGCUUCGUUU
Molecule: messenger RNA, 2586 nt
Organism: Mesorhabditis spiculigera
Lineage: Eukaryota; Metazoa; Nematoda; Chromadorea; Rhabditida; Rhabditidae
Source: the annotation of a GenBank genome assembly